Molecule: messenger RNA, 3123 nt
Organism: Gasterosteus aculeatus aculeatus (three-spined stickleback)
Lineage: Eukaryota; Metazoa; Chordata; Actinopteri; Perciformes; Gasterosteidae
Gene: arv1
Product: ARV1 fatty acid homeostasis modulator
Biological process (GO): sphingolipid metabolic process; regulation of plasma membrane sterol distribution; intracellular sterol transport
Cellular component (GO): cortical endoplasmic reticulum; Golgi apparatus
Source: RefSeq, a predicted model, not a curated record
GAGAGAGAGCGAGAGAGAGAGAGAGAGAGAGAGAGAGCGGAAGCUGCUGCGGCUCGAUCAAAACCGAACCAACCACGCCCCCCGGCCCCCCAUCACUCGCGAGUCUCCGGGAGGGUGAAGAAGAAAAAAACAAGAGCCGGGAAGAAAGAUUAAACUACGUUUCCCUACAUCCCUUUCGGCUGUCAAACCCGUCCCUCCAGUCCCUACGUGUUCAGAAAAGAACGAACUGUUUCCGCUAUUACUUUCAAAUUAAAACUAUGUCCAGUGUACCUAGACAGGGCGACCAAAAAUACAAUAAAGGAAUACGUUUCCAAUCGACGCAUUCAUUAUAUGUAUAUAGGCAAAACAGAAGUUGCAUUUCCAUUUUUUAUUGAUCUUAAUAGAUUUCCAUUUUUCGACUUUAAAUAUGAUCUAUGAAGUAGAAGUAAAAACAGUCAUUAAAGAAUGCAAUGGGGUCUCUUUGAAAAAAUAAAGACUUUUAUCUUGAAGGCGGGACUGUACCAAAAGUGUCACUUCCGCUUGUUUCCAUCCAACGCUCGAGGUGUUUUGUAGUCAGCAAAGUUAGCAGUUUACAAUGGGAAGAAUGGAAACAGAUAUCUUUAGGUGUGUUGAAUGCAACGAAAAAGCACCGGAGCUACACAGGGAUUACAGUAACGGGAUCCUGAAGAUAACAAUAUGUGAGUCGUGCCAGAAGCCAGUGGACAAGUACAUUGAAUAUGACCCCGUUAUCAUCCUGAUUGAUGCCAUUUUGUGCAAGACGCAGGCUUUCAGACACAUAUUGUUCAACACAACCUUGGAUAUCCACUGGAAGUUGUGCGUGUUCUGCCUGCUGUGUGAGGCUUACCUCCGCUGGUCCCUCCUCCACGGCUCCGAGCAGAGCGGUGACCCUGCGGACAUCAUCCGGUACGCCAAGGAAUGGGACUUCUACAGCGCGUUUGGAUUGGCCGCCCUGGAGCUGUCGGCGUUCUGCGGCGGCGCGCUGUGGUUCCUCUGGGCGGCGACGGGGCGUCUGCGCGGCGGGACCCCUGAGCUCCGCCUGCUGCUCCGAGCGCUGCUGCUGUCCUGCUACGGCAAAGUGCUGCUCAUCCCCGCCGUCAUCUGGGAGCACGACUACUCGCCGCUCUGCCUGGGCCUCAUCAAGCUGUUUGUGCUCACCUCCAACUCGCAGGCCAUCAGGGUGAUCCUGAACUGCAGCAGACGCGUGUCGCUGGCGGCCGUGUGUUUCGGCCUGCUGUCGGAGACCUGCGUGGCUCAGGCCUGUAGACGGCUUCCAUGGAGCGUCCAGGACGUGUUGGCUUUCGAUUGAACGAGACCCAAUGGCGGUUGUUCGCAGAAAGUGACAAGUGGUCAAGGACCUGAGGCAGAGAGAGGCCGUCUUUUUUUAAUGAACGCUACACGCGGGGGCCGGGGGGAGGGUUGUUUUUUUGCUCCUUGAAGCCGGCUGUCAAAAGGAGCGCGACAUUGUUAUUUUGAUGUGCUCUUUACAGAGGGGGGAAAAAGAUAGGUCUUUUUUUCUGGAAGAAUGCAGUACACAACAAGCUCAAGACCUCGGUGUUCUAUUUGAUGUGAUUGCUUUACAGAGACAGACCCACACAGAGGACUCAAACGCAGACACUCGGGUUGGGAUUUGACAAUGACUGCUUCUCUGUUUGGAUAGGAGCCAGACGGCAGGCUCCACAUUCUUUGGUUCAUUGGUGAAAUGCUUAUCCUAACACACACAUACACACACACACAGGUUGAAUUGUGAGCAUGAAGUGGGGGUUAGUGGAUAAAUUGAAUGCCAGAUGACAGAAUUGUUAGCCACGCUAAAAGCUUUUACGUGUCAUUGUGAAAGGUUCCUGUUGGAUUGGAUUUUUGAAUCAGUAACCCACAUUUAGUUUAUUAGUUUAACAUUAUUUAAGCUGCAACUAACAAUUCAUUUUUUUUAAUGAUCAAGUAAUGUUUAUGAUGUCAUAAAGGAGAUGGGGAAGCUCCAUGGGGAUCUAUAUUUGUUAAUUUGUUGAAAUUACUGUGGUGUCUUAAAAUUGAAUUUUCCAAAAACAUCUUUAAAGGCGUUUUCUCGCAGUUCUUUUUUCUUCAGACUUUGAGCCUGAGCUCUUCAGCACCACCUCACCACACCAAACCCUCAAAUUGAAUUCCUGUCGCAAUUCUGAAGGUUUUUUUUUUUAUUGGUGGAUUUUUUUUAAGAGACAAAAGUAUGCAGCAAUGUCAACAAUGUUUGCUGAUUCAUGAUAAAACGAAAUAUCACAUAUAUCCUCUGUUACAACCAGCAGAAUAAAACCAGAAUUAGGUUUAGCUGGCUUCAUCCCAUGCUCAGAUAUUUACUCUAGGCUGGGCAGUAUUAUGUGUGGUUAUUAGGUGUUUUUAUCAGUCUCUGUCCCUUAAUGCGGGUUCAACCAUGUAUUGCUUUUUGCAGAUUUUAAAGAAAAAUAGGUCAAAUGCUUUCAGAUUUAACUUCCCAAGGUAACUUGCCAGAUCUUGUGAACGAGGUAAUGAAGCAAACAUUGGGGAACACGUGGGUAAACUUUCCCAAACCUCCCCUCACUCUCCCUGGAAUGUAUUUGUCUGUAAACAGUCCAACGUUCAAUCAGUAGAGCAAACGUCCGGCGCAGACUGGGGAAUGUCCCUCAUUAAAGGGACAGCUGAACUGACCCCCAGCAGCCCGAGAAGCCGGACCCGUGACGAGAGGCGAGGCCGAAUUCUUUCUGAACAAAACCACCUACUGACUGAGGAGUCGCCCCAGAAGAUCGAAUGACGUCCUCUCAAAGAUUGCACGUCAUGUGACACUCUGCUUUCCAAACCGUCAACUGCUCAAUUGUGUUGAUACACCAAAGUCCUGUGUUUUAACAUUCAUCAGAGGAGGUAUCCUCCACGUGUACUAUUCAACGCAGAUUCAAACCUUUAACGUAUUCUUUUUUUACUGCAAGCCAAAUUCCUGUUGAAACGUCUCUUUAUGCCACACGCAGUCCGUGCCCUGAAGUUUGCCAGAGACUUUGACUCCUGUGAUGGAUUACGUGAAACAAACUUCUCCCGUGGACCCUCAGAGACACGCUCUGUAUAUAAAGGCUGUCUGUUAUGUGAAAAUAUGACGAGAGUAAAUACAAUAUUUGUAUUCAAACACUA